Messenger RNA from Magnolia sinica, 792 nucleotides. Its product is annotated as enhancer of mRNA-decapping protein 4-like. Gene Ontology annotation, cellular component: P-body. Bases 1 to 792 code for a protein of 263 amino acids. Lineage: Eukaryota; Viridiplantae; Streptophyta; Magnoliopsida; Magnoliales; Magnoliaceae. Gene Ontology annotation, biological process: deadenylation-independent decapping of nuclear-transcribed mRNA. The transcript is spliced from 4 exons. The record is from RefSeq and is a predicted model, not a curated record.
AUGAGUAGUUUCUUCAAUGUCAAGUUCCGAUUAACACUGACCAUAGGUGGCUCUGUAGCCAGUACCAUGAGCAUUGUCGAGCUUAUGACCAUUCUAAAGGAAAUGCAGAAGCAAAUGACAGAUCUGGUGACUGUUCCUGUUAACAAAGAAGGUAGCAGAGUUGAGGCAGCCCUCGGCCUGAGCAUGGAGAAAUCUCUCAAGUCUAACUGUGAUGCUCUAAGGAACUGCAACCAAGAGGAGAACAAGAAACAGAAGUUAGAACGGGAUCGCAUGAAGCAGAUAACAAGUUCAAUCUCGGGCUCUAUGAACACGAAGUGUUCAUCCAUGUUCAAGAAUACAUUGAAGCAAGAAAUUGCUGCAAUAGGACCAGCAGGAUCUCGCGCAAUUACCCCAAUUUUGGAGAAGACCGUUUCUUCAGCUAUUGCUGAUUCAUUUCAGAGAGGGGUUGGAAACAACGCAGUGAAUCAGUUGGAGAAAUCCGUCAACUCGAACCUUGAAGCGACAGUGACCAGACAAAUUCAGGCACAAUUCCAAACAUCUGGGAAGCAAGUUUUUCAGCUAGCAUGCGAUAUUGGAAACAAUACCUCCCAGAAGCUAGAUUGGAUGGUAGACGUUGUUGUUGCUAUAGAUCCAGUGGACCCAACAAUUGUGGCACAUGGGCGGCCAAUAUUUGAACAGGUUCAUCAGAUAUUGGACCACCAGCGGGUGCUCCCGACCACCACCACAGCUGAAAGAAGCAGCAUCCGCCUCAUAAUGUGUGCAAUCAAUUCAGUAUUGAAGACCUGCAAAUGA